Molecule: messenger RNA, 2586 nt
Organism: Saccharomycopsis crataegensis
Lineage: Eukaryota; Fungi; Ascomycota; Saccharomycetes; Ascoideales; Saccharomycopsidaceae
Gene: RCO1
Product: Rco1p
Exons: 1
Coding region: 1-2586 (861 amino acids)
Biological process (GO): regulation of transcription by RNA polymerase II
Cellular component (GO): Rpd3S complex
Source: RefSeq, a predicted model, not a curated record
AUGUUUUCUACACAUAUAGCUGUCGCUGAACUAGAUUUAAACAUGGAUGGAUUCAGUAAUGGUGCUUCACAUAACAACACGUUUGAAGAAAUUGGUAAUGAUGUUUUAAAUUUUGACGAGAUACUAGAACCUGGCUCUUUUGAAAAUAAGGAAGACUCGAGUAGUGUGGAUAAUGUGCUUCCCAAGGAAAAUCUGAUCGGUACCGACGCGUUGAAUGGGGAUGACGCGACUAGAAAUGAUAAGAAUAAUUUAUUCCAAAGCCUCAGUACCCCAAGUAUUAUUUCAAGUACUGCAUCUUUUCAUGCCAUAGACGGUAAUAUCAGUGAUGAUACUUUUGGUACUAAUAAUAAAUCAAGCUCCGUACCACUACUGGAUAUAUAUAGCAAUGAAAGCUCUGCAUCGUCGUCACAAAUUUCCCCCACUUCAAAAUCGCAAACUCCAGUUAGGCGAUCAAAAAGAGUUUCUGAAGCUGCUCGUCAGACUUCCACUGAAGAAGAGCUACAAAGGAAACUUUUUGAAAAUGAAAUAUCUAAGAAGUUUCAGGUGACAGUUGAGGGAAAGAAAAAGAUCUAUAUCAGUACCAAUGAUAGUUUUCAUGAUCAGCAGCUGGUGCCUGAGAAGAAGAAUAAAAGCAAAGUCAAUCACUCAAAGAAGGGAACAAAAAAUAAAAAGCAAGGUGACUCAUCAGUGGACGUUGAUGAUCUUGAUGAAAGAAUCCAGGCCCAAACAAAGGCUAUUGUGACUGGAUACCCUCUAGAGUUUGCCCCACCGGCAAAAGUCCAGAAAGAAGCUCUAUGGAAAAAAACCAAGAUAGGCUCGGGUCCUGGAAGAAAAGGUAACAAGGGAGGAAGAAGAAUCCAUAAAGGCAGCAAUAAUGACGGUUCAAAAGAUCCCACGCCGGAGCUUACAAAGGAGACUUUGGAAAACCAGAUCGAUAGAAUGGCGCCAGAACGGCAGCUAGAGAAAAAAUUACAGUUAGAUAAAGGCUUGAAAACACCAGAGGCUGAUGAAUUGACCAGUCAAAGUUUUAUUCGUGAUGCGCAAAAUGUAAAACCGGUGGUAAAGCGAGGGUCCUUAAAAUAUGAAGUCGUUCGUGUUCCGACUUCAAAAAAAAGAAAAACUGCUAGUUUGAUUGAACCAAGUGAUAAUUUCAAUUCGUCCAGCAAGAAAAAAAAGAUCAAGAAGAUCACUUUGAAUACCACUCCAAAGCUAACGAAUGGCUCCUUUGGAUAUGGCGGGCCAAUUGAUUUGACCGAUACCCCGAGAGCAAACUCCGGAUCACUCCAGCCAUUAGAUAAUAACGAAGAAUUCUGCUCUGGAUGUGGUGAACCAGGGUCCUUUUUAUGUUGCGAAGGAUGUCCGAAAUCUUUCCACUUUUCUUGUUUGGAUCCACCCUUAGAUGAGGAAGAGUUACCGGAUGGUGAUUGGUUUUGUGAUCAUUGUGUUGCCAAGAACCAUAAAGACAAGUUGAAGGCGCCUCCGGGAAUAUUUGGUAAAUUAUUACUUAGCUUACAGAAAACGAAUCCUCACAGGUUUGAGCUACCGCGAAAAAUUAGAGAAAGAUAUGAAGGGGUCAGCACAGGAAAGCUCGGGGAAUAUCAGGAUGAUGAUACCAAAGCUUCAAAGGAAGUUCAGAAAGGUGUGUUGCAACAGUUGGAACCAAUAAAAGCCUUCGACAAGGAUGGUAAGCCAAUGUUCUGUUACAAGUGUGGUGAAUCGGGAAUUGGGGGUAAGGAGUUGACCAAAUGUGAAUACUGUCCAUUGUUUUGGCAUUUGGACUGCCUAAGUCCGCCGUUGGCCUCAGUUAAGCUACUAGGAACCAAGUGGAAAUGUCCAAAUCAUAAUGAUGGUCUCUAUAAGAAGAAAAGAAGGUUGAAAAAAGCCAGUGUUUUAGAUGUUUCGGUUACUAGAGGCUUUAAAAGCAAAAAUAAUGAUAUUGAUAUCCAAAACACUGAGGAAACUGAAAAAUAUUUUGGAGAUACCAGUUUAUUGGACACUAGCGAUCAAACAAUUCUCGAACAGAACGAUGCACUGAACGUAUUUAAAGACAAAAGAUUCGAAGAUCGAAUGCCAGAAUUUUUCAAAAUUAAAGAUGAGGCAGAAGGGCUUUCUGCAGCAAUUCCAAAAGAAAAUUUGAAAAACUUUGCUAAAGGAAAAAACAGGGAUGAUAUUGAAAUUAUUUAUAGAGUUCCUGAAAGAGGCUUAUUGCUUGACUUUGUUUCAAAAGUAAGAGAGAAAAGGGAAACGGAGAUCAAGGAAUUCAAUAAUGCAACUCUUGGUUGCUUAAAUGAGAUUUUGAAAAUGAAAGUGGAUUACUCUCAAGAAGUGUUAAAGAACUUUAAUGGAGCCAAGAAUUUACUAGAGUUACAAAACAGUUUGGUGACCUAUAACAAAACUCAAGAAUUUAAUGCUUUUGUGAACAAUAUACUAAACCACAGUAACAUUGAAGGUAACAAUGUUGGAAUUGACAAUGAAGAGGAGAAGAUGGAGCUACUAAAUUUGAAGAGAAUGAUGAUGUUGGUUGAUAGGGAGAAAUUGAAGGAAUUUCUUAGCUGUGAGCUAUCUGGGAAGCAAGGGAAAGAUUAA